Messenger RNA from Trypanosoma conorhini, 1494 nucleotides. Its product is annotated as putative RNA-binding protein. Gene Ontology annotation, cellular component: nucleus. The record is from RefSeq and is a predicted model, not a curated record. The coding region runs from base 1 to 1494 and encodes 497 amino acids. Lineage: Eukaryota; Euglenozoa; Kinetoplastea; Trypanosomatida; Trypanosomatidae. Gene Ontology annotation, molecular function: RNA binding; peptidyl-prolyl cis-trans isomerase activity. Gene Ontology annotation, biological process: protein peptidyl-prolyl isomerization. The transcript has a single exon.
AUGCCCCCGCCGCCAAAGAGCUGUCGUGCGUUGGCGACAUCCGCCGUGCUUAUAGAGACCUCCGCUGGUGCCUUUGUAGUUGAUCUUUUUGGUCUUGAUUGCCCUGCAGCAACGGCGGAAUUUGUCAACCUGUGCCGCUGCAAGUACUUCAAUGGCUGUAUAGCCACAGAGGUGGUACCUGAUAACAUCAUCACCUUCUCACACCCAGUAGAGCCGCUGAGGGGAUUGACGUUUCACUCCUUGGUGGAAAUGGCACGUCCACACACGCAGGGGAAUGGGGGGACAUCGAUAGGUAAUGUAGAGCAAUUAAUGUGGGGAGAAUGGGAGCGGAUGAGGCGGCAUACGGCGCGUCUGCGGCAGCGCCACGGGACGACGUCAGUGGAGUUUUUACCGCAACCCCCCACAGGGGAGGCGGGGUCGAUCAAUCGUCGGGGGCUACUACUUCUCGAGGUGCCGCAGAAGGCGGCUCUGACAGGCGGCGGCGCUGCUGCUGCUCGAACAAGCGCUCUCGUUGUCACGUUGGGAAAUCGGCACCUUGACUACUUUGAAGACCGCUUUAUGGUGGUAGGUGAGGUGCGUGAGGGCAUUGGCGUUAUUGAAAAGUUGCGGGCGGCUCCGUAUCAGCGGCCGUCUUCCGCGUCGGCGCUUGGGACGCGUCUCACUCGGCUUGUACGCAUCAAGCAUGCGACUACAUUGCCUACGGCGGGGACGGAGGGGUUUCCAGAUGUCUGGUGUAACGGCAGUAGUGGCGGUCCUGCCUCGCUGCAGUCGAGUAACUUGGGGCCGAGGCUGAUAGCGGCGGGUUGCUUUCGCCACUGGGCCGCACAAAAGACGGUGCGGGUCGCGAAUCGUGCGCUCAUUAAAAUCAUGCGAGAUGCCUCGGCUGCGGAGGGAGAGGCAAAAGAAUCCCAAGGCACCAACUUCAUUUUGAUUCCUGAGGACCCUCCGCAGGAGGCACCGCACGCGAUGAGUGAUGCGUAUGAAGUGCAGUCUGUUGAGUACAACCCGCAUUACAGCGGCGACUACCUUAGCUCCGAUGAUGAGGCCUCACACACGGAGUCCCGAAAGGAACGUGAGAGCAGGCAUCAGGCGAUCAUGCGAAUGCAUCAGGACAAACUCAAUGAGACUCGCGCCCUUAUGCUUAAUCUGCUGGACGGCGUUGCGGAUGUCGCUGGGGAACUAAAGCCGCCGGAGAAUGUGCUCUUCGUGUGCAAACUGAACCCGCUCACCACUGAUGAGGGACUCAAGAUGUGCUUUUCGCAGUACGGCCGUGUAUUGUCGGCGGACGUGUUGCGAGACCACAGGACAGGCAACUCGUUGCGUUACGGCUUUGUCGAGUUUGAGGACGCCGAGGCGUGUUACCGAGCCUUCAAUAAGAUGGACCAGGCCCUCGUGGACGACCACCGCAUUCAUGUGGACUUCUCUCAGUCCGUGUCAAAGUUGUGGGCGCAGCGGCAGCGCGAGCUGCGGAAGAGGGCUCGAGCGGAGAACUGA